CGAACUCGUUUCUCAGGAGCCCUUUAGAAAACGCGUCGUCCUCAUAGACCAUAGGAUAGCAAAAUCGUUACGAGCUCUAAAUUCUAUCGCCUAAUAUAAGUAUAACGGUACCAUGUGCCCGUGCAAUAUAAGUGCAAACAAUGAAGGAUUCGACCCCAUCUCUCUCCCGCACGCAUGGCUCUCCCGGUUCCCCUUUCCUUAAUCUCCCGUUUCAAAAGGCAGAAAGCAAGGAGAGGUGCCGUGAGGCGUUGGAUGAGACGGACAUUUCCUCAACUUUCGCGUUGAAUGCCAACGGCUUUCUAACGCCCUACAAUUUUGGUAACCGCCUCUCGUCUUGACAUUGCUGCUCUCAAAACCUCCACCCCACUUGUUCCACUCAUUCAAUCAAUCUUCAAGGACAAAGCAAACUGCCUCUUGUUUUCGAUUUCGAUUUCGAUUUCUGAUCAUGACCUGCAUUUUCUUCUUUCCCAACAUCGCAUUGGCAGGAAGAAAGUGAGGCUCCAAUUGAUUCUUAAGUUUGAGGCAUUCUCCACGGAAAUAAUAGAUUAACGACAUAGUAAACAUAUUGGAGAAUUGGGUCUGGUGAUCACAGCAGUGAGCUUGUGGUUUAUUCGGAUUUAGCCAUCACAAACUGAGGGUAUUAUAUGUUGCUUCUUGAAAAUUAGUGAGUGAGUUCUUCUCAAAAAAAAAAACUAGUGAGUGAGUAGGCUUGAGUUCAAAAGAUAAGAAGAAUGGACUUCAGUGAUGGGUUUGUAUCAAAGGAGCAUCGGGAGCUUCACCGAUCUGCUUCAGAAAGUGCAGAUCCGUUGUCUGCAUCCCCAUUGCCAGUUUCUGCAAGGUCCCCAAAGUCCCCCAAAUCUUCAAAGUCCCCAAAGUCUCCAAAGUCUCCAAAGAUUCAGGGGAAACAUGGAAAAGGAAGUCCACUUAAGCAUGAUAGACAUUCUCAUUCUGCAGUUGAUGGGCGUCCUAAAAAGGGUGGUUCUGGGGGUAAAGGCACCUGGGGAGGGUUACUUGAUACGGAUGACAAUUACACUGCUGACCCGAAUGACCCAAACUUCAAUAGUAGUGAGGAAUGUGAAAAUUCCGAUGCUAGAAAAGAGAGGGUUGAUUUUGAGGAGUACAAAAAGAAAGCUACAAUAAUAGUGGAGGAAUACUUUGCUACUGACGAUAUUACCUCGACUGCAAAUGAACUUGGAGAGCUUGAUAGGCCUACCUACAGCUACUAUUUUGUAAAGAAGCUUGUCUCUAAGGCGAUGGAUAGGCAUGACAAAGAAAAAGAAAUGGCUGCUGUUCUUUUAUCUGCACUAUAUGCUGACUACAUUGACCCCCCGCAAGUUUACAAGGGAUUCUGCAAAUUGGUAGAAUCUGCGGAUGACUUCAUUGUGGAUAUACCUGAUACAGUUGAUGUUCUUGCUCUGUUCAUUGCCCGAGCUGUGGUUGAUGACAUACUUCCUCCUGCAUUCUUGAAGAAACAAAUGAACUACUUACCCAAAGAUUCGAAAGGGAUUGAAGUAUUGAAAAGAGCUGAAAAGGGCUACUUAGCAGCCCCGCUCCAUGCAGAAAUCAUUGAGCGGCGAUGGGGAGGUAGCAAGAAAAUGACUGUGGAGGAUGUCAAAGCUAAGAUUAAUGAUUUGUUGAUAGAGUAUGUAGUGAGUGGUGACAAGAAAGAGGCUUGCAGAUGCAUCAAGGAUUUGAAAGUUCCAUUUUUUCACCAUGAAAUAGUUAAACGAGCUCUUGUAAUGGCAAUGGAGAGGCGUCAAGCUGAAGGCCAACUACUAAAUUUGCUGAAAGAAGCUGCUGAAGAAGGUUUAAUAAACUCCAGUCAAGUAUCAAAAGGCUUCGGUAGGAUGAUUGACUAUGUUGAUGACUUAUCACUCGACAUACCAAAUGCACGGGGUAUAUUGCGGUCAUUGAUCUCCAAGGCAGCAUCAGAGGGCUGGUUGUGUGCUUCAUCUUUGAAGUCACUAUCUCUGCAGCCAGAAAAGCGAUCAUUAGAAGAUAGUGUUGCCAGAGUUUUCAAGACAAAGGCUCAAUCUAUUAUUCAAGAGUACUUCUUAUCUGGAGAUAUCUCAGAGGUAAACAGUUGUGUAGAGUCUGAGAAUAGUACUUGUUCAUCUGAGCUGAAUGCUAUCUUUGUUAAAAGAUUGAUAACUCUAUCAAUGGAUCGGAAGAACAGAGAGAAGGAAAUGGCAUCCGUCUUACUGUCAUCCCUGUGUUUUCCAGCUGAUGAUGUUGUAAAUGGGUUUGUAAUGUUGAUAGAAUCUGCAGAUGACACAGCUCUGGAUAAUCCAGUAGUUGUCGAAGAUCUUGCAAUGUUUCUCGCUAGAUCUGUGGUGGACGAAGUCCUAGCCCCACAGCACUUGGAAGAGAUUGGAAGUCAGUGCUUGGCUGCAGAGUCGAUUGGGAGCAAGGUUCUUAAAAUGGCUAGGUCAUUGUUAAAGGCUCGGCUUUCUGGGGAGCGGAUAUUAAGGUGUUGGGGUGGUGGUGGCAGAAUCGGAUGGGCAGUUGAGGAUGUGAAGGACAAGAUUGGGAAGUUGCUAGAAGAAUUUGAGUCUGGAGGGGACGUUAGAGAAGCUUGCCGCUGCAUGAAGGAGUUAGGCAUGCCAUUUUUCAACCACGAGGUUGUCAAAAAAGCUCUAGUGACGAUUAUGGAAAAGAAGAAUGAGAGACUUUGGAUUUUGCUGGAGGAAUGUUUUGGCUCUGGACUCAUUACAACGAACCAAAUGGCAAAGGGGUUUGGGAGAGUUGUAGAUUCUCUCGAUGAUUUGGCUUUGGAUGUUCCUGAUGCCCGGAAACAAUUUACUCAUUACGUUGAACGAGCAAAGAAUGCAGGGUGGCUGGAUUCCUCAUUUUGCUUCAGCAAAUCAGGACACAGUACAGAGAAUGGCACUGGCUAAUUAGUUAGCUGUUUUCUUAAUCGCACAUUAUGAGCUUUAUACACACAAAAAUAUGCAUGCAAAUAAACAUAUUGUUUAAUGAAAAUGUUGUCAUUUAAUGAUGUUAGCAGGCUAAUGACAUUGUAUAAAGGCUAACAUUUUCAUUAGAUGUCAAUUCUAUUCUUCACUCCAACCUCCUGGUGUAUUAGUUAAAGUCCUAAUGAUUGCAAGAACUUUUGAUUUUCACUGA
Messenger RNA from Malus domestica (apple), 3126 nucleotides. RefSeq names its product MA3 DOMAIN-CONTAINING TRANSLATION REGULATORY FACTOR 2-like. The record is from RefSeq and is a predicted model, not a curated record. Gene Ontology annotation, biological process: negative regulation of DNA-templated transcription. Lineage: Eukaryota; Viridiplantae; Streptophyta; Magnoliopsida; Rosales; Rosaceae.